Messenger RNA from Molossus molossus (Pallas's mastiff bat), 1855 nucleotides. It is a transcript of the gene CCDC38, whose product is annotated as coiled-coil domain containing 38. The transcript is spliced from 16 exons. NCBI's taxonomy places the organism in Eukaryota, Metazoa, Chordata, Mammalia, Chiroptera, Molossidae. Gene Ontology annotation, cellular component: centrosome. The record is from RefSeq and is a predicted model, not a curated record. Bases 5 to 1855 code for a protein of 616 amino acids.
CAAAAUGUCGUCACGCCUUUUGCCGAUGCCACCGACUUCUGGAGAUACAGUAAAUGAUGAGUCAACCAAAAAGGGGAAGCCUUAUAAGAUCUUUUUCAAAGAUCUCUUUCUUUUCAAAGAAAAUGAAAUGAUGGCAAGGAAAAAGGAAAAAAUGUUGAACCGUAACAGGAAAAUGCACCAAAAGUCUACAUUUUCAUCUCGAAUGAAGAGUCGUUCACACCUGAGCAAGAUAGCAUUCUCCUUGGACACAGCUACCAGCUCCUUUGAAAAAUUUGGGCUGGAUCCUGCUCUUGUUCUCAGAUUAACAGAAGGUACAGACACAAAAAGGACUCUUCAUGAAUUUAUUAAUGACCAGAGAGGCAGGUUUCUGCUUGAGUAUACUCUGUCCACCAAAAGGAACACAAUCACCAAGUUUGACAAAUACAUAGCAAUGAAGGAACGGCAACUCCUGAAGGCAGAAACCAAGCUCCAAGAUGACGCAAUGGCCUUUGAAGAAUUCCUUCGAGAAAAUGACCAGCGAUCUGUCGAGGCCCUUAAAAUCGCAGCACAAGAAACUAUAAACAAGCUCCAAAUGACAGCAGAGCUCAAGAAAGCGAGCAUGGAGGUCCAGUCAGUGAAAAGUGAAAUAUCAAAAACAGAAUUCCUCCUUAGAGAGUAUAUUAAAUAUGGAGUUUUUCUUCUGAAAUUGUCUCCAAAACAUUGGCAACUCCAGCAAGCAAUGAAAAGGGCGCAAAUAUCAAAGAGUAAAGAAACUAUGGAGGUCUCUCUUCCAAAAAUAUUAACAACAAUUUGGGUAGAACUUCUCAUGUUGAAUAAGAGUAGUGGGAGCAAACAUCCUUGCCUUGUUCCUAGUCUUCAGAUGAUGCAGUUUCCACCACUAAGUGAAAUGUUAGCUGUAGGAUCUGAAAGUAUAAGUUCAAAUGAGAGUCUGGAAUUCUUGUUAGAAGAUGAAAUGGUCUAUGAUCUGGAACCAGAGCUUUACUUCAAACAACCAGAAGAGUUACUUCAAGUCCUCACAGAGCUGGAAGAGCAGAAUCUGACCUUGGUGCAAUAUUCCCAAGAUGUAGAUGAAAACCUUGACGAUGUGAAUAAAAGAGAAAGACUUAUACAGGAUAAAAUAAAUAGCAACAUAGAGUUUCUUUUGGAGCACAAGGAAAUACUUAAGGCUAACUGUGUGAGAGAAGAGGAGAAAGCAGCAGAACUGGAAUUAAGGUCCAGGUUAUUCAGUUUUGGACAAUUUAAUUCAGAUGCUCAGAAGCAGGCAAUGGGGCAGACUGAUACCUGGAGAAAGACUAACUUUGCCCUGCAGUUUAUUGAGGUCCUCUUAACUGCGAAUUCCGAGUACACAGUGGAGACAGAGGAUGAGAGUUUUCUUUCAAUCCCGAAACACAUUAUAUACCAGCUCAAACAUCUCUACCACCAGUUGAAACGGAAGAGUGGCCAGGAAAAACUGAUAGACUCUCUUAGCAAAAAAAUUAAUCAAGUAUACAGAGUCUGCAUCGGAGAUGAUGAGGUUGGUAGCCUCAACCCGAUCCAAAAGCUGGUAAAAGUAGAGUCUCGCCUGGUGGAACUGAGUGACCUCAUUGAAGCCAUUCCCAAAGAAAAUGUGGAGGCUAUUGAGAGGAUGAAACAGAAAGAACGACGGCAAAAGCUGCGUGAGGAGAAAAUUAAGGAAAAACAAAGAUACCAGGAAGAAAGGCUAAAAGCUGCUCUGGAAAGAGCAGUAGCACAACCAAAGAAAAAGGUGGGAAGACGACUUGUCUAUCGUUCAAAACCUUCAUCUGAUAACAAACAACUCUUUUUAGUCAAGGAUACAAGAACAAAAUCAUUAGAGACUGAAUAUUUUUUCACUUGA